AUGUACAUUCAUGGAUUCGAUGUGCAUUGUAUGCACGCAUAUCUGUACGUCGUAGAUAAGGCUACGGGUCCGUGUGCGGUCCGCCCCGUGCAGAUCACGCCACGUGAAGAUGGGUGGGCGACGGCCCGACGGGCGUGGCUGAGGCUUGGAGUUGGCGGGUCCGACUUUCGGGAGUCCGUGCGCUCCGCUCCGGCUGCCGCAAACUUCCCUCCUACAACCAUUCCAUCGGAUAGACUGUCCCACACAGUCCACAUUAUGCACUAUGAUCGUGGUGAAAUGGGCUACGGAUUACUCAGCAUUUGUGAUAUAAAAGGCUUCAUCGCAUGGAUAGGACAGGGCCUGAGACACACUUCUCCUCCUCCCGACCACCCUGUGUUCUCCCCUCCUGUAGUCCCAUUAGGUACUCCCAGUGGCGUACUCGGUUCGCAGACAGGUUCGCGUUUCUCGCUCUUGAUUAGUCGCCAACUUAGCCCUAAGCCUCGACUCGGCGCCGACGACCAUUGUGUACCAGUAUCCGACAAGAGCGAUGCCGAUAUUUUCCAGGACGGGCUCGACCCCAUCAGGCCUGAGGUCUUCGGCAGUCAGCCCUUUGAUCAACGGGAUGACAAUAUUAUCGAGGGCGGGAUCGACUCCAUCUGGCCUGAAGUUGGAUGGCCUGUCCUUCACGGGGAGCUUCCUGAUGAUGAGCUCUUCCCGGCAAGCAAAGAAGAGGAUGCUGAGCAGGAUUACAUCAUCAUGGAUACGAUUCAGGACCGGAAUAUUAGCGACGAGGAGGAAAGUGCCAAGGACAAAGCAAACGACACAGCUGACGACAGUAACUCCACCCUCCCUUGGCCGACUCCUGACGCCGAGGGACUGGCUGAAGUCUCUUAA
Penicillium bovifimosum is the source of this 873-nucleotide messenger RNA. RefSeq lists its product as uncharacterized. The record is from RefSeq and is a predicted model, not a curated record. The transcript has 4 exons. Bases 1 to 873 code for a protein of 290 amino acids. Lineage: Eukaryota; Fungi; Ascomycota; Eurotiomycetes; Eurotiales; Aspergillaceae.